Molecule: messenger RNA, 2218 nt
Organism: Strongylocentrotus purpuratus (purple sea urchin)
Lineage: Eukaryota; Metazoa; Echinodermata; Echinoidea; Camarodonta; Strongylocentrotidae
Product: cytochrome P450 2U1
Exons: 6
Coding region: 372-1904 (510 amino acids)
Biological process (GO): xenobiotic metabolic process
Cellular component (GO): intracellular membrane-bounded organelle; cytoplasm
Molecular function (GO): oxidoreductase activity, acting on paired donors, with incorporation or reduction of molecular oxygen, reduced flavin or flavoprotein as one donor, and incorporation of one atom of oxygen; iron ion binding; heme binding
Source: RefSeq, a predicted model, not a curated record
GUAUCGAGUCCUAAAUCAUAAGAAGCAAGACAUCUCAAGCGCUGUAGAUACUUCCUACAACAUUUCCCUUGAUGUCUAAGAUUUGGAACCGGUAGAACAACACAACGUGAUAAAGUUCUACCAUUUUUUGACAUAAUUAUACUUUACUGAAGUCAUCGAACCUGAAGUCGACAUUCAACUUUGGAAUAUCAAGUUUUUUUCGUAAUUCUGUUCGGAAACGUCUCGUUUUUCUUUUUUUCUUUUCUUAUUCAGAUUUAUAUGAUAUCUCGUUAAUGUUCACUGUUGAGGACUGUCAAGAAAAACAAACGCUUUGUGUGUGUUAACACAACAAAACCAACAUAACAAACCACAAAGGGAAUAACAAUUAAAGAAUGUCUUUGCUAACAGACUAUUACGGUGUGGCUUUGGCAGUUCUCAGCCUAGUCCUGACGCUGAUAUGGUACUUGAAGAACUCGAGCAGCUGGCGGUAUCGUAAUCUACCACCGGGCCCCUUGGGGCUACCCAUCCUCGGUAUCCUUCCCUAUCUCGACGAGAAGAACCCUUCCGUCGAUGUCCUUCGAAUGUCCAAACGAUACGGGCCGAUCUUCGGGGGUUUUCUUGGAAGCCAUCGCGCCGUGUUCCUCAAUGAUUACGAUACAAUCAAAGAAACGUUCGCAAGAACAGAUGAUGUCUUCAGCGACAGACCGAGGAUAGCAAUAUUCGAACUCUACAGCGACGGACAAGGGGUAGCAUGUUGCUACCUGGAAAAUCACUGGAAGGAGCAGCGUCGCUUCACCCUUCGUGCCCUGCGGAACUACGGCAUGGGUCGUCUCCAAGGUUCGCUUCGGAAUGCCAUCGAUGUUGAGGUUUCACACCUGAUGACGGCGAUGUCGAAGAUCAAGAAACCAUUUGAUCCAAGAAUCUAUGUCGAAUCGGCUGUCUGUAAUAUCACCUGUAAGAUGGUCUUCGGGAGGCGAUACGAGUAUGAAGACGCCCAGUUCACCGAGUUCCUUCACAACUUAGAGAAGAUCUUUGAACUAUCCGGUGUUGCUGGAGUGGUCAACUACCUUAGCUGGAUGAAGUACGUCCCCUUCAGCGGCUACCACGCCUUGGGGGACUGUGUGCGACAUCUUGAAAACGGUCUCUUCACCAAAGAAUGCGAGGAGCACCAGAAGGUCUUCGACCCCAACCGCAGCCCCAGAGAUCUCAUCGAGGCAUUCCUCCUGGAGUUGCAUAAGAAACAACAGGAGAAGGUGGAAAAUAAUGGUGAAGAUAUGAGACCAACGGGGUUCAACCACCAGCAGAUGCUGCAUUUCAUCGCUGACGUCUUUGCAGCGGGUACUGAUACGACAGCUUCAACCCUGAAGUGGUCACUCAUUCAUUUGAUGAAGUUUGAGGAUGAGCAGCGGAAGAUACAAGAAGAGCUUGAUCACGUGAUAGGACGGGAUAGAAUGCCAUCUCUCGAGGACAAACCAAACCUACCUUACACUCAAGCCUUCUUAGCGGAGAGCUUGCGAUACGGUUGCGCAGGCCCUCUAGGUGUUCCUCACGGAGCGAAGGAUGACACGAAGCUCCGCGGCUACGACAUUCCCAAGGGGACCGUGAUCGUCGCGAACCUCUAUGCUGUGCUCUACGACCCAAAGGUAUUUCCUGAACCAGACAAGUUCAAUCCAUCACGAUUCAUCGAUGAAGAAGGCAGAGUAAAGACGUCGCUGAUUGAAAGGGCACAUUCUCAAUUUGGAAUAGGCCGACGACAAUGCGUUGGCAUGGACAUGGCUCUUAUGGAACGCUUUGUCUUUAUCACAAACCUCAUUCAUCGCUUCAACGCAAGGGCACCAAACGGACCUGACUCCGUCACCAUUGACGCAAGGGGUGGACUGGCCUUUGUGCCCAUGCCAUUUGAGAUGCAGCUGACGGAGCGAUAGCCUGCCUGAUCAACAGUAUUUCUUUCCUUUCAAAGCGCACGCUGCAUUUAAAAAAAAGCUGAGGCCAAGUAGAAAUGACAGCAUACGCUAUUCAUUCAAACAAUGUUUGUACAAAUUUACGUUUUGUAUGUCACCCACAUGUGGCGCGUCAAUGACUGCACUUUCUGCAUCAUCAGGUCCAUUGUAAACGAAGCGUUGUUUCUAUUACGCCAUUUGAACACGGACAUUCGACCACACAAAAACGUCGUACACUAAGAACUAGGCUAUUCAUCCACGAAAAAACAGGUAAAGCAAUCUAAACAAACCAAUUAGUG